AGGCUCCCCAACAUGUCUUCUCUUUGACUACUUCUGAGAGAUGUAUUUGCGCGCACUUUGGUUUUUAAGCUUCUAUCUUUCUACACAUGCAGCUGAAAAGUAGGAUGGUUGCCAGGGUGGACAACAUGAAUAAAAUCCUAUUUUAUAGGUCAGGUAUUUUGGGAAUAUGCCUGCAGCGUGCCACGUGCGUAAUGACGAGAAUGCCUCUAAAUAGAGGAAUUAAGGCCUCGAGGCUUUAAAAAGGGAAAGAGAGCAUGUCAGAGUUUACCGGGGGGCGGGCUGUAGAAAAGAAAUUACUCAUUUCUCACAUCAACACAGGUCCGGCACAUCCGUGCGAGUCUGUGUCACAACCGGACGGGUCUCCAAGUCCAUGGAUAAAAAGGAACAGAACGCACUAGAAUGUUUGUUGUGGGAGACAGUAACGGAACCUUCGGUAGUGGCAACAUAAGGUCGUCAUUCAUGAUAGAGGACAGAGCCGGUGGUGGAGAUCCCGGGGGCUCCACCAACAUCAUGAUCUUGGAGGCUUUUGCGCCACGGCUGCUGAAGUUUGCGCAGGGCGCCGCAGAGGCAGCAGCGGCAGCAACGACGUCUCCAUCCACUUCCAGUCCGCCGCAGGUCAUGGAGAUGGAGACGAACGGGACCCGGUGCGGCGAGCAUAUUCUGAGCUACGGCUGGUUUGAGAAAGUCCUGAUCGGCGGAGUCCUCACCAUGCUCACACUGUCCACCAUCUGCGGGAACUUACUGGUGGUCAUCUCCGUGUGUUUUGUCAAAAAGCUGCGCCAGCCGUCCAACUAUCUAAUCGUUUCGCUUGCCGUGGCGGACCUGUCAGUGGCCCUGGCGGUGAUGCCUUUCGUCAGUAUCACGGACUUGAUCGGUGGCCAGUGGAUAUUCGGACAGUUCUUUUGCAACGUUUUUAUCGCCAUGGAUGUGAUGUGCUGCACCGCGUCCAUCAUGAGUCUGUGCGUAAUCAGCAUUGACAGGUAUCUGGGUAUCACGAAACCGCUGACGUAUCCUGUCCGGCAAAACGGCUGCUGCAUGGCCAAGAUGGUUCUGUCAGUGUGGCUCCUCUCAGCCUCCAUCACCCUCCCCCCUCUGUUUGGCUGGGCACAGAACGUCAAUGACGGCAGAGUCUGCCUCAUCAGCCAGGACUUUGGCUACACCGUCUACUCUACAGCUGUGGCGUUCUACAUCCCCAUGUCAGUGAUGUUGAUCAUGUACCACAGGAUCUACCGGGCGGCCAAACUCAGCGCUGCCAAGCACAACAUCACCGGCUUCCCCAGGGAAGGAGAGUACAGCGAAGGGGUGGAUGCUCGGAGGGAAAGAGGACAGCAUGAGGCUCACCGGCCAGCUGUAUCAGGAGAAACAGGAAGUGUUGAAGGGACGGAGGCUGAACUGGAAGCUGAGGAAGAGGAGGAGAGCUUGGACUGCGUGGCGGCGGCGUUGAAGCUCCAGCGCGAGGUGGAGGAGGAGUGCAGCACGCGUGUUUCCCGCCUCCUCAAGACCGGUGAACACCACCAGCGCCGGAAGAGGAAAAACCAGUCCAUCUUCAAACGGGAGCAGAAGGCGGCGGCCACUCUGGGCAUCGUGGUCGGAGCCUUCACCUUCUGCUGGCUUCCGUUCUUCUUGGUGUCCACGGCCAGGCCGUUUGUCUGCGGAGUGGAGUGCAGCUGCGUGCCGCUCUGGCUGGAGAGAACUCUGUUGUGGCUCGGAUACGCCAACUCCCUCAUUAAUCCCUUCAUUUACGCAUUUUUUAACCGUGAUCUGAGGACCACCUACAGUAACCUCUUGCGGUGCCGCUACAGGAACAUCAAUCGAAAACUGUCAGCAGCUGGCAUGCACGAGGCUCUGAAACUGGUGGAGAAGCUGUAGGUCUGCCAAUCAGACACCACCAGAGACAACUGCCAGGGAAAAUGCCCACUGGGGCUUAGACUGUGGCCCAAGGCCACCACCCUGCCAGAAUGGUUAUUUCCCAAAAUGUGUACAAUGAUUGCUGAAGCAAGACAGGGUGUCUGUGAUUAAAUGGAUACACACAAAGGAACACGGAAGAAGCCCAAAAAAAGAUUUUGUCUGGAGAUUGUGAAA
Etheostoma spectabile (orangethroat darter) is the source of this 2082-nucleotide messenger RNA. RefSeq names its product 5-hydroxytryptamine receptor 7. The record is from RefSeq and is a predicted model, not a curated record. Gene Ontology annotation, molecular function: G protein-coupled serotonin receptor activity. The transcript is spliced from 2 exons. Gene Ontology annotation, biological process: smooth muscle contraction; positive regulation of MAPK cascade; vasoconstriction. The coding region runs from base 400 to 1869 and encodes 489 amino acids. Gene Ontology annotation, cellular component: plasma membrane. Lineage: Eukaryota; Metazoa; Chordata; Actinopteri; Perciformes; Percidae.